Aethalodelphis obliquidens (Pacific white-sided dolphin) is the source of this 4876-nucleotide messenger RNA. It is a transcript of the gene TPRA1, whose product is annotated as transmembrane protein adipocyte associated 1. NCBI's taxonomy places the organism in Eukaryota, Metazoa, Chordata, Mammalia, Artiodactyla, Delphinidae. Gene Ontology annotation, cellular component: plasma membrane. Bases 3058 to 4461 code for a protein of 467 amino acids. Gene Ontology annotation, biological process: G protein-coupled receptor signaling pathway. Gene Ontology annotation, molecular function: G protein-coupled receptor activity. The transcript has 10 exons. The record is from RefSeq and is a predicted model, not a curated record.
AAUGUUAGUGAGGUCAGGAGAGUCCUUCCCAGGUGGAAGAAACGCCCCAGACGGUGCCCCAGAGCACUUGGCAUCCCAGGAACUUGCCCUCUGAGAAUUCCCUUCCCCAUGCCUCUGGUCUGGCUUCACCCCUCCCUUCCCUGCCCUCAGGCAGCCUUCCCACCAUCCCCUUUCCUGAGCACCCCUUACUUUGCCACUGCUUGGGCUUCUGCCAGCAAGGCCAGGAGCUCACCUGUGGUGGGGAGAGGGGAAUACAGGCCACAGGCGGACCUGUCUCGGCCUCUUUCCGCUUUGUGUGAUGGGAUGUUAGCAGCCCCCUCUCCUGGAGGCUGGUGUGGCGGCUCAGCAGGUGAUCCCGUGGAAAGCCUCACCUGCACGCGGGCAGGGAAGGGUGCAUUGUCCUUUUUAUCGCGGCUUCAGUGAUUUUGUGAGCUUUGACACAUAGUGGCAAUUCCGGUGUGGCUCAAGUGCGGUUCUGGGGCCAACAGAGCAGCAGCGCCAGCUGGGAGGGUGUUGGAGACGCAGACUCUCAGCCCCCAGACCUGCCUGACCCGAAUCUGCUCCUCACCAACACUCCACUCUGGAUCCAACCCGGCUGCAGGUGGAGACACCAAGGCCCCAGGAGGGGCCCCUGGCAAGUUGCCGGUUGGGGGCCUGCGCUCUGGAGACAGAGAGUCUGCGCUGCCCGGCUCCGGGCUCUGUGCGGGGGGUGACAUAAGCACCUCCCUGCAGGGUGGCAGGGCUCCGUGAGCCUUCUCUGCAGUUAUUACAGAGCUAGCAGGGCUUGGUGGAGGGGGCUUAGCUGACGCUCUCCUUCCUCACCUCAGACUCCGUAGCAAGUGGCGCUUGGACCCGUGAACCAGAUCCUUCCCUGCUGCACGUCCCCCAGCCCCUCCUCCGGGAGGAAGAGCAGCAGUUACCUUUCUGUGUGUGACCUUUUGUAGACAUUCACUUCUCUGGUCUUGCUUGAUCCUUACAGCAGCCUUGCUGGGGGGGGGGGCGGUGUUAUUGUCCUGUGACACCCAGAGAGGGGAAAGACUCCCCCAAGGUCACGGAGAAAGAACCUGGCAGAGCCAGAAGCACAAGCAAGGUCUACGCAACUCAGAGUCAAACCGGCCUACGCAGGAAAGGGAGCUUGUUGGAUUCUGUAACUGAAAAGUCCGGCCUGGGGUGCGGGCAUCUACCUUCAGGUGUGGCUGGAUCCAGGGGCUCCCGCAAGGCGCCAUCUCCAGGAUCUAUUUCCAUCAGUCUCACCUCUGUGUUGGCUUUCUUUCCACGUGGGACUCCAAUGUGCACAUUCCCUGGAGUGGUGGAGGGGUGGAGUCAGCAGUACCUAAACCCUGUGGAUGGGGACUGGGGUGCUGAGGUGCCCCCACGGGAAAAUAGGGUGCUGGACAGGCAAGGCCAAGAGAAGCCCUCUGACCGCCCCCCCUCCCCGCUCUAUCCGGCCCUCCUGCUUCUGUCCCCAUUCAUCCCCACGGGCUUCUCUGCCGUGUGGGGUCCCUGCAGGACGUCAGGCAGCCCUGGGCCCCGACCCUGUGUCGCAUGGGCACCCUGCGCCCUGCUCAGGUGCCCCGCGCUGCGCCACACCACCCCCACUCCGAAACCUCUGGCUUACAGCAGCCGAGGCUCAGCUUCUGGCUCCGGCAAGGGGCCCCUGUCCUGAACGCAGGGCAUCAAGGAGGGUCCUGCAACGGCGGGGCACCUUGUUAGCGAGGCAGAGGGGCAGUGUCACGGGGACACGGGGCUGGGCGCCCCGAGGCUCGGGCCAGAGCCCCGGCCUCAGCCUGCCCUGCCGUCUUCCCUCACCCCAACGUGCGUCUGUCUGCGGGUCUUGCUGGCCAGCCCUCCCCAAGGGGUCCCAGAUCCCUCCACUCCUCCCCCGCUGCCCCCGCCGGUUCGGCCACUGUCCUCGCCGGCCUGGCCGGGCACUCCUCGGUCUCCCUGCCCCGCCACGGCAGCCUCUCCACGUGGGAGCGGGGCCGCGUCGCCCGCCUUCCUACACCUCCUGUUGCAUUUAAAGUGAGCUCACCGUGCCGGUGGUCCCGGCUGACCUGGCCCCUGCCCUUUCUCCUCUCUCUCCCAGCCUGCUCUUUGCCCUCUGAACAGGCCAAGACUGUGUUUUCUUCUUAGCACUUACCUCUACGAGAGGUUUGCUUUUGAAGGAUGGUAUUCGUGCUGGCUGUCGGCCUCCCCUCCGAGAAUGAGGGCCCCAAGAGGGCAGGUGCGUCCUGGCACCUGGACCUGCCGGCUCAGAGCAGGUGCUCGGCCACGUCAGCACCGGUGGAAGGGUGCAGAGCGCGGGAACGGGGAGGAAACCAGCUUCUUUCCUUGGACCUGCCGUGUCAGGCACACGUUCUCGCCUGCAGUACCUCCCGUCCUUGCUGUAUCCUCAGGCUGCCGGGGGGACGCCAUCCCAGAGCCGCUGGGUGGCCUGUGGGAGAGAAGGAUGGGGAUCCUGAGCCCUACGUCCCGGCCCUCCCGCUUCGGAAUCUCCCCACUUUCGGCAGAGCAGCGCUCGUUCCACAGCUUGGCCCGCGGGGUGCUGCCCUGCAGGCCUGCUGUCCAGGGACGUGAAAGCAGCACGAGCACGGGAUCCUGUUGCUUCGCUGCAAGCCCUGCAGGAGGUGUCCUGCGCUGCUCCUUGCUGAACGGGAGACCUGCGCUCUCAGCAUAAACGAUUCAUCUUUUCCAUUUCUUUAAAUCUACUGAAGCGUAACCCAUACGGAAAAUCGCUCGGAUCACAGGUGCGUGGCUCCAUGAACCGCGACACUGGAGCACGCCAGCGUGCCCGCCACCGGGUCGUGUCUCCAGGGCUGGCCCCGCGCCCUCGGCCCUCCACAGGGCGCCCCUCCUGGUGCCCGUGUAGGGGCAGGCCGCGUGCCCACAGCUGGCCGGGCUCUGCUCAGUGGCCGGCUGCCAGGCCCUCCGUGUCACUGCAGGGCAGGAGUCACUCUCAUUUCUGGCCGGCGUGCCACCGGCCACGCGGACGCCCCGCUGACGUGUCAGUUCUGCUGACGGGGGCACUUGGGCUGCUCCCGCCUGGGGCUGUCGCGAAUGGCCCAGAAACGGGGGCGCCGGGUCAGGAGCCCAGUCUGUUCAGUCAUCGUUUUAAACGCUGGCAUCUGUCACGUCCCGCUGCCGCCCGGGCCCACGUGCUCCCUGCGACGUGCUGCUGCCGCCGUCCGGUCCCCGACACAGAGCCGACAGCGAGGAAUGGCCCCUGUCAGGGGCUGGGUUGCGACCCGGGCGGGAGGGAGCGCCACACCUGCCCCCCACCUGCUGGCGCCCACCACCCACCAGAGGCCCAGGGCUGCACAGCCCCUGCGCUGCUCACGUGGUGGCUCUCACCCCCCAGGGCCAGCGGCUGGCGGGAUGGACACCCCGGAGGAGGAGAUCUGGGCCAGCGGGGCCCCGCCCCCGGCGCCCAACAUCAGUGUGCCGCACCGCUGUCUGCUGCUGCUCUACGAGGACAUCGGCACCUCUAGGGUCCGGUACUGGGACCUCUUGCUGCUCGUCCCCAACGUGCUGUUCUUCAUCUUCCUGCUCUGGAAGCUUCCGUUUGCUCGGGCCAAGAUUCGAGUCACCUCCAGCCCCAUUUUUAUCACCUUCUAUAUCCUGGUGUUCGUGGUGGCGCUGGUGGGCAUCGCCCGGGCCGUGGUGUCCAUGACGGUCAGCGCCUCAGAUGCUGCGACUGUUGCUGAUAAGAUCCUGUGGGAGAUUACCCGCUUCUUCCUGCUGGCCAUCGAGCUGAGCGUGGUCAUCCUGGGCCUUGCCUUUGGUCACCUGGAGAGCAAGUCGAGCAUCAAGCGGGUGCUGGCCAUCACCACGGUGCUGGCCCUGGCCUACUCUGUCACCCAGGGCACGCUGGAGAUCCUGUACCCGGAUGCCCACCUGUCGGCUGAGGACUUCAACAUCUACGGGCACGGGGGCCGCCAGUUCUGGCUCGUCAGCUCCUGCUUCUUCUUCCUGGUCUACUCUCUGGUGGUCGUGCUCCCCAAGACCCCGCUGAAGGAGCGCAUCUCCCUGCCCUCACGAAGGAGCUUCUACGUGUACGCGGGCAUCCUGGCGCUGCUCAACCUGCUGCAGGGGCUGGGGAGCGCGCUGCUGUGCGCAGACGUCAUCGAGGGGCUCUGCUGCGUGGACGCCACCACCUUCCUCUACUUCAGCUUCUUCGCGCCCCUCAUCUACGUGGCCUUCCUGCGGGGCUUCUUCGGCUCGGAGCCCAAGAUCCUCUUCUCCUACAAAUGCCAAGUGGACGAGACCGAGGAACCAGACGUGCACCUGCCCCAGCCCUAUGCGGUGGCCCGGCGGGAAGGCCUAGAGGCGGCGGUGGCCGCCAGCACGCAGUUCGACGCGGCCGGGGGGGUGGCCUACCUGGAUGAUGUGGCUUCCAUGCCUUGCCACACGGGCAGCGUCAACAGCACGGACAGUGAGCGCUGGAAGGCCAUCAACACCUAGCCUGGCUGCCCCGGGAGGGCGGGAGGGCCUGGGGGCCUGUGGAGGGCCGGCUGGGGAGUGCAGAGCCCCCGGCCAGGAGGACAGGGGGUCAGGCCCGUGCGUGGGCAGCGGCCCCUUGCAGGCCCUGUCCCGCCCUCUGUCCCCCACUUGCCUGCGGCCACCUCUGCUUCAGCUGGGGGCCACCUCCCCCUCCACCUGCCCUCCCCUUGCUCGGCGACUCGGCCCCGACUCUGACAUCCCAGGGCCAGGCCUGGCUAGGCUGGCUGAGGGCAGCUCCCUGCGGCCUGGGCCCCCAGGACUGCUCUGAUCCCCCUUAGCCUCCGCCCGCCCCCCCCCCAAAGCCCACUCUGGCGGAUGGGCUGAAGUGUGUAUAUUUUCUUGAUCUGUUUUCUAAUAAAAAGGAAAAGGAGCAGAA